AUGAGUCUCCCAAGACCUGAGUGGUUCUCAAAAGCCCUUUAUACAACAGAUAUUGGACAGAAUGAUCUUCAUGCUGGGUUACUGUCGCUGACGGAGGAGCAAGUGAAGGCAUCUAUUCCUGGUCUAAUUGAUCACUCUGCUUUGGCCAUAGAGAGGACAGUGAAAAACGUGUUAAUACUUAGAAAAAACUCUUACCGAGCAAGAGCAUUUUGGAUACAUAAUACAGGUCCCAUAGGCUGCCUGCCUUUCGUCGUGAUAUAUAAUCCGCCAAAGACUGGCAAUGCUGACCCAAAUGGUUGUAUGAAGUCUUACAAUGAGGUGGCCCAAGAGUUCAACAAGCAGCUUAAGGACAGGGUCACCCAAUUAAGGAACAAAUUGCAAGAUGCAUUGCUGGUUUAUGUUGACAUCUACAAAGCCAAAUACUCUCUGAUCAGUGAAGCAAAACAGCAUGGGUUUGUUAAUCCUCUUGGGUUCUGCUGUGGGCAGCGUGAGGAUUCCAAUCUUAAAUGCUGGGAUGACACAGUAGUUAAUGGGACCAAAGUUUAUGGAGCUUCUUGCAGUAACCCUUCUGAAUACAUCAGCUGGGAUGAAAUACAUUAUACUGAAGCUGCAAACUACUGGAUAAGCAACCGGAUUUUGGAUGGUUCACUCUCAGAUCCUCAGGUUCCUCCAACGGAAGCAUGUCUCUUGUAUGCUCACCCACAGUAACUGGCAAGCUAAGCUUUGAGCAUGAUCUUAACUCCUGAAACUAGAUUGUGUGAUCAUCUUUGGCAAAGAUUUGAUGCCCGCGA
This is a messenger RNA of Rhododendron vialii, 791 nucleotides long. Its product is annotated as GDSL esterase/lipase At5g14450-like. NCBI's taxonomy places the organism in Eukaryota, Viridiplantae, Streptophyta, Magnoliopsida, Ericales, Ericaceae. Bases 1 to 708 code for a protein of 235 amino acids. The record is from RefSeq and is a predicted model, not a curated record. Gene Ontology annotation, molecular function: hydrolase activity, acting on ester bonds. The transcript has 4 exons.